Entelurus aequoreus (snake pipefish) is the source of this 1125-nucleotide messenger RNA. RefSeq names its product Golgi-associated plant pathogenesis-related protein 1-like. The coding region runs from base 307 to 786 and encodes 159 amino acids. Gene Ontology annotation, cellular component: extracellular region. NCBI's taxonomy places the organism in Eukaryota, Metazoa, Chordata, Actinopteri, Syngnathiformes, Syngnathidae. The transcript is spliced from 5 exons. The record is from RefSeq and is a predicted model, not a curated record.
AAGGCCAGGCAGAGGGUGUGUUCUUCUCUUGAGGCUUCAAACCACUCUCAAGGCAGAUGCGUGGAACUUGACAGACAGCCAUGAUUGUGUAGUGUUGCAACUUGAAAUUUUUUUGUACAACUGCAGAAUUUAAGGAGGAAUGAGACCCGGCUGGAAGGCUGUCCUGGCUUGAAACAUGAUGCAUUUAGCAGCUGUUUUGGGUUAUUAGCAUAUUGGAAACAGCUGCCAGGCAGAAGUACCAAACAUAGUUGUCAGUUGAAAAGCGUGUUAGUGUUGGACUAACUGACAACUUCCUGUGUUGGCACUAUGGGGAAGUCAGCCUCAAAGCAAUUUGCCGAGGAGGCGCUGCGUCGCCAUAACGAGCACAGGAAGAAGCACCAGGCUCCACCACUCAAGCUGAGCAGCAAACUGAACAGAGAGGCCGCCCGCUAUGCUGAGAGUUUGGCCAGCACACGCAUCUUAAAACACAGCGAGGAUUCCAGUAAAGGAAGCUAUGGAGAGAACCUGGCGUGGGCCUCCAAUGAUCAAUUAGGGAAGGAUGUGUCCGACCGCUGGUACGAUGAAGUCAAACAGUACAACUUUAACUCUCCUGGAUUCUCCUCUGGCACUGGCCAUUUCACAGCAAUGGUGUGGAAGAGCACUACAACGCUGGGAGUGGGUAAAGCCAUUGCAUCGGACGGCUCCUCUUUCGUGGUGGCAAGAUACUUUCCAGCUGGGAAUAUCACCAACCAGGGGCACUUUGAGAGCAACGUCCUCCCGGCUAGAGGUCCUGGAUUGACCUCCUAAAGAUGCCUGGACUCAUGAUGCAAAAACCCAUUUCAGUCAAGUUUGUGUCCUGCAUUUCAGUCUAGAGAAGUGUCUUGCAUUGGACUUAAACCAUUUAACCGUUUGGGCUAUAAGUAGCUUUUUUUUGUCAUCGGAAAAUGACUUUUAAUGGUGUAGUGUGUAUGUACUACUGUUUGCUAACACACAGAUAACAGUGAGCACCUAACAAAGUAAAUUUAAAUUACUUGUGAAAUCAUUCCUUCUGAUCAUGAGCUCAACAUGGUUUGUAUUUUUCACUGUUAUCCACUAGGAUUCUUGUCUUUUUUACUUGUGCUGUAAUUAAUUAAAUUGGAAAAUCUG